AUGGCAGUUCAUGAUGAUCCUCCUCCGGGCUACAGGUUUAGACCUGACACAGAGCAACUCCUUGUUCAUUACCUUCGUCCCAAACUCGACGGAGAAGACUUUCCCGAAGGGCUUGUUCCUUUCUGCGAUCUCUAUGGGGAUCAAGAACCAUGGGAGAUAUGGGAAAAUUUCAAUGGAACAUCAGAGAAAGACAAAGAUAGAAAAGACCUCUACUUCAUUACUCAAAACAAGAUCAAGACUCUGAAGAGCAGGCGCAAAAGCCGAACAAUCGGCAAAGGCGGCACCUGGAAAGGCCAAGACGCCGCGAAGAAUGUACUUUCGGCUUCUUGGAGGGUUAUUGGCAAGAGAAGAAGAUUUCAUUACGAAAAGACGGGCUCGGAGGCGUCGGAGCACAAUGCUCGGUGGCUCAUGCACGAGUUUGAACUAGAUGCAUCUUUACUGCGUGACAAACGUAAAGCAAAGGAUUAUGUUCUUUGUAUUCUUAGAAAGAAUGAUAAACCGGCGAAAGAUCCAAAAGAAGAAGGACAAGAGGGUAAAGAAUCAGAAGAUGUCGACAAUGGUGAUGAUUUGGAAGAUGAAGACCACUCAGACCAUCAUGAACCUGACUUCGUUAAACAACCUGUACAGACCAGUAGUACUACUCAAAUAACAGACCUACUUACGCUCAAUCAAGCUGCGAAACAGUUUGAGGAAUACCUGAAGAAAAAGAUUGCUGUGCAGGCUACGAAAAAGUAA
Molecule: messenger RNA, 735 nt
Organism: Argentina anserina (silverweed cinquefoil)
Lineage: Eukaryota; Viridiplantae; Streptophyta; Magnoliopsida; Rosales; Rosaceae
Product: NAC domain-containing protein JA2-like
Exons: 1
Coding region: 1-735 (244 amino acids)
Biological process (GO): regulation of DNA-templated transcription
Molecular function (GO): DNA binding
Source: RefSeq, a predicted model, not a curated record